Molecule: messenger RNA, 630 nt
Organism: Suillus clintonianus
Lineage: Eukaryota; Fungi; Basidiomycota; Agaricomycetes; Boletales; Suillaceae
Exons: 10
Coding region: 1-630 (209 amino acids)
Source: RefSeq, a predicted model, not a curated record
AUGUAUCACGCACUAAAUUUACAACACAAGCUAAUGUUUACCUGGUUUCUAUGCUCCAGCCUAGCAGUGUCCAACCGCAAGUUGGAGUCUGUGCCCAGGCUCGCGUUUGGAAAUUCUGAACCGUAUUUCAAUCACGCUUUUUCCUGCGCCCAAUUCCAAGGCUCGUACACAACAUUCAUGCCCGACGUGCGAGCCCACGCCGACUGUCGCCGACACACGCAUUAUCUUCCUCAACAUAUCCAAACUCGCAUGUUCUAUCUGACAUGCUCGUCUCAAGUGAUCGAAGAAGUAGGCAAGGGUAUGGGCGAGGUUUUCCUAGAGAUGGUACUGCUCCUCGCGCCCCCAUACAUGACCUACAUCACUGUGCACCCUUGGGCGCUCGCGCACCUUGACGUUCUCAGCUCGCCGUCCCAGCUCACGCCCCAAUUCUCACGUAUGAGAGGAACUUUGAAGGAGUUGAUUUUCGGUGGGAUCCUGGCAGUUAAUCGCGUUACAUCAAUUCAAAAUGAAAGUCUGGUUUUUGAUACCGUUAGACUUGAGACCGUUUGCGGGUCAUUGAGGAGCAAGUGUACCGGACCUAAGGUUACUCGUAAGGAAACAUAUAAGCUCAGGCUGAAAUAUAAGGACUAG